Molecule: messenger RNA, 1497 nt
Organism: Drosophila serrata
Lineage: Eukaryota; Metazoa; Arthropoda; Insecta; Diptera; Drosophilidae
Gene: Kdsr
Product: 3-ketodihydrosphingosine reductase
Biological process (GO): sphingolipid biosynthetic process
Cellular component (GO): endoplasmic reticulum membrane
Molecular function (GO): 3-dehydrosphinganine reductase activity
Source: RefSeq, a predicted model, not a curated record
UAAUUAAAAUCAGAAUUAUAAGAAGAUUUUUUUGGAAAGGGACAAUUUUUAUUCUGGACACAAAAACUUCUGAAACCGUGAUACUUUUGGAAUCGUUCAGUGCAUGCAACUGGUGUUAUAGUUUCUGUCUUCUCUGGUCACACUUUCGAUGCACUUUCUAAUCAACUUUUCGUAUAGAUAAACCCAAUCAAAACAGAUUAUAGCUUUCCAGCUCUUUUAAACUCGUUUAACACAUGGAACUCACCUGGGAGAUAGUUCUAUGCUUGGGCAUCGCGGUGCUGGUUCACAUUCUUGUCUUUCUGUUCGUCAUGGCCAAGAAACCAAAGAGCAUUGUGGGUCGUCAUGUGGUGGUCACCGGCGGCUCCAAGGGAAUCGGACUCUGCUUAGCAGUGGAGUGUGCCAUGAAGGGUGCCAAUGUGACGGUAAUAGCGCGCGACGAAAAAAUGUUGAGCGGAGCUGUGGCUCUUAUGGAAGUGAUACGCCAGAGACCUGACCAAAAGUUUCAAUACAAGAGCCUGGACAUUAGCGGCGACUACGAGCAGGUGUCCCGAGUUCUGGGCGAGAUUGAGGACACCUUCGGUCCCAUUUACACCCUAAUCAAUUGUGCCGGGAUGGCCAUUUGCGGGGUUUUCGAGGAGGUAUCCGUUCAGGAUGUUCACAAGCUUAUGAACGUCAAUUUUUUCGGCACAUACAACUGCACCCGAUAUGUCCUGCCCAAGAUGAAGAAGGCGGGGGAGGGUAUCAUUGUAAUCACCGCUUCGCAGGCCGCUAUGUUCGGCAUCUAUGGCUAUGGUCCUUAUUCGUGCACAAAAUACGCCCUGCGAGCUAUGGCAGAGACGAUAGCAAUGGAGUCUCGACAGCAUGGAGUCAGUGUCACACUGGCCAUGCCCUGCGACACAAAUACGCCCGGUUUCGAGGAGGAGGAGAAGUCGAAGCCACGCGAAACCAAAAUAAUUUCGGGCGGCGGAGGACUCGUAGAGCCUGAGGUGAUGGCCAAGGCAAUACUUAGGGAUGCAUUGAAGGGCAACUUCACAUCUACGCUGGGAGCUGAAAGCUGGCUAAUAACAACCUUGGGCGGUGGUCUGCUACCUUGGGAUGGCUUCUUUACCAAUCUUCUACAUGCCCUUGUCUUGGGACCCCUGAGAUUAUUUAGCUAUGGGCUGCACAAGUACUUUAAUAGCGUGAUAAGAAAGUGCGCUCGAGAAGAUCGCGCCAAGGCUAAAUCUGAGGUGGAAACAAAGUGAGGACUUUGACUCUCUCUGCCUUUUACACUAAGUACACUAAGUUGCAUUUUCAUUUGUCGUUCCACCAAAAAUAUCCCACUUGUUAUUCCAAAUAUUCUGCAUUUAAAUGCUAUUUUAUAUAUUUAAUGUAUGUUUUUUGCAAUUGUUGCCGGCAAGCUUAACGUUUGACCCAUAUAUCUAAUAGUAUACAUUCGGCACGCUUAAACUAUUGGUUUCGUGCUUCAUUUGAAUAAAUCAAAACAAAUACCUACAA